Brassica napus (rape) is the source of this 2454-nucleotide messenger RNA. Its product is annotated as beta-galactosidase 15-like. The transcript is spliced from 16 exons. Lineage: Eukaryota; Viridiplantae; Streptophyta; Magnoliopsida; Brassicales; Brassicaceae. Gene Ontology annotation, biological process: carbohydrate metabolic process. The record is from RefSeq and is a predicted model, not a curated record. Gene Ontology annotation, cellular component: vacuole; cell wall. Bases 1 to 2454 code for a protein of 817 amino acids. Gene Ontology annotation, molecular function: beta-galactosidase activity; carbohydrate binding.
AUGGAGGUGGAAAAGAAACCACCACACAAGGUGGAGAAGAAGAAGAGACGAUGGGAUGAAGAGACAUGGGUGGAGACGGCAGUGGAGAGCAGGUUGUGUAAUGUCUAUGCCACAAUCGUUUCUCAUGAUGGCCGAGCCAUUACCAUUGAUGGUCACCGCCGAGUUCUCCUUUCUGGUUCGAUUCAUUAUCCUAGAAGCACUCCUGAGAUGUGGCCGGAUCUUAUCAGAAAAAGUAAAGAAGGAGGUCUUGAUGCGAUCGAAACAUAUGUCUUCUGGAAUGCGCAUGAGCCUACUCGCCGUCAAUAUGAUUUUUCUGGAAAAUUAGAUCUUAUUCGAUUCCUGAAAACCAUUCAAGAUGAAGGAUUGUAUGGUGUUCUUCGCAUAGGACCAUAUGCAUGUGCUGAGUGGAAUUACGGAGGAUUCCCAGUUUGGCUGCACAACAUGCCUGGAAUGAUGUUCAGAACUACAAAUAAAGCAUUUAUGGAUGAGAUGCAAAACUUCACAACUAUGAUAGUAGACAUGGUCAAGAAAGAAAAUUUAUUUGCAUCACAAGGAGGCCCAAUUAUUCUUGCUCAGAUAGAAAAUGAGUAUGGAAAUGUAAUGGGACCCUACGGAGAAUCGGGUAAAGCAUACAUUAAGUGGUGUGCAAACAUGGCUCAGUCUCUUGAUGUUGGUGUUCCGUGGAUAAUGUGUCAACAAAAUGAUGCUCCUCAGCCUAUGUUGAAUACAUGUAAUGGAUUUUAUUGUGACAAUUUUGUACCAAACAAUCCCAACACUCCUAAGAUGUGGACUGAGAAUUGGACCGGAUGGUUUAAGCAAUGGGGUGGCAAAAAUCCCCAUAGAACAACCGAAGAUGUUGCAUUUUCUGUUGCAAGAUUCUUCCAAAGAGGAGGAACUUUUAAUAAUUAUUAUAUGUACCAUGGAGGCACCAACUUUGACAGAACUGCAGGUGGUCCAUACAUCACAACUUCAUAUGAUUAUGAUGCUCCCCUUGACGAAUAUGGUAAUUUGAAUCAACCAAAAUACGGGCAUUUGAAACAACUUCAUGAUGUUCUUCACUCGAUGGAGAGAACUCUCACGUACGGAAACAUCUCCACCAUUGACUUUGGAAACUCUGCAUCGUCAGAUGCAACAAUUAGUUUCCAAGGAGAAUCUUACGUUGUCCCGGCUUGGUCUGUUACCAUUUUACCGGAUUGCAAAAAUGAGGCUUAUAACACCGCAAAGAUUACCACUCAAACUUCAAUGAUGGUUAAGAAGCCAAAUGAAGCUGAGGAUACCCCUUCAACUCUUAAAUGGUCAUGGAGACCAGAGAACGUGGACAACUUCCUUUUGAAAGGAAAAGGAGAAUCUACACAGACACAACUAUUUGAUCAGAAAGUAGUAACCAAUGACCAAAGUGAUUAUCUAUGGUACAUGACUACCGUUAAGUUUAAAAAACGAGAUCCAUUUUCGGGUAAAAACAUGUCUCUUCGCGUCAACAGUACUGCUCAUGUCCUUCACGCUUUUGUCAAUGGAAAACAUAUUGGUAGUCAACACGCUGAGAAUGGUAAAUUUAACUAUGUAUUUGAGAAAGAUGUGAAGUUUAAGUCUGGUCGUAAUGUCAUUGCUCUUCUUAGCAUAACUGUGGGACUUGCGAACUAUGGUGCUUUCUUUGAAAGUAAGCCGGCUGGAAUCACUGGACCCAUUUUUAUUACUGGAAGAAAUGGUGAUGAAACUAUAGUUAAGGACUUGUCUGCUCAUAAAUGGGGCUAUAAAACCGGUUUAAUUGGGUUUGAGAGCCAACUCUUUAGAACGGAAUCAAUGUCUAAAUGGUCAGUUGAAAGUGUACCGUUUAACCGAACCAUGACAUGGUAUAAGACUACAUUCAAGUCUCCCUUGGGAAAUGAUCCGGUUGUUGUCGAUCUUAUGGGACUUGGAAAAGGUACAGCUUGGGUAAAUGGAAACAACAUUGGACGUUAUUGGCCGGCAUUCAUUUCAAGCGAAAAUGGUUGUGAUGCAAAAUGUAAUUAUAGAGGUGCUUAUCAUGCUGAAAAAUGUCUGACCAAUUGUGGUGAACCCACACAAAGAUGGUACCAUGUUCCUCGUUCUUUCUUGAAUGCAGAAGGAGAUAACACACUAGUUUUGUUUGAGGAGAUGGGAGGAAACCCAUCGCUUGUCAGUUUCCAAACUACUAGAGUGGGAAGUGUAUGUGCUAACGUCUACGAGAAAAAUAUUAUUGAGCUUUCAUGCGAUAGAAAACCAAUUUCUGCCUUCAAAUUUGCAUCCUUUGGUAACCCAGAUGGCGAUUGUGGAUCUUUUGUAAAAGGAACUUGUGAAUCAAGUAAUAACACGGUUGAUAUUCUCACACAAGAAUGCGUUGGAAAAGAGAAGUGUUCCAUUGAUGUCUCAACGGAAAAGUUUGGAGCACCAGAUUGCAGUGGUGUCAGAAGGCUCGCCGUCGAAGCUAUAUGCUAA